This is a messenger RNA of Prunus avium (sweet cherry), 885 nucleotides long. RefSeq names its product Lactoylglutathione lyase / glyoxalase I family protein. NCBI's taxonomy places the organism in Eukaryota, Viridiplantae, Streptophyta, Magnoliopsida, Rosales, Rosaceae. The record is from RefSeq and is a predicted model, not a curated record.
CCCAGACCCCACGCCUUUUUCAUUUUCAUCCAUUCUUCUCUGUUCUUCGUCUUCGUCUUCUUCUCUCCUAGGGUUAGGGUUUUCUUUGUCCUUUUCGUCUCAGCUUUUGCUUUUUCACUCUCUGAGCUUCAAUGGCACAGCAAGACGUCCAGAACGGAGAAGGCGAGAAGGUCGCGCCAGCUGUUGAGAUCAAGGCCGUGCUGACUCAGCUGGUGGUUCCCAAGGCCGACGACGCUGUUAAGUUCUACAAGGCUGCUUUCGGUGCUGUGGAGCUCGAGCGCUCAACUCACCCCAAGCGCAAGGCGGAGCAAGAGCGCCCGCUCAUCCUCUCUGCUCAGCUCAAGCUCGGCUCCUCCACAUUUCUCGUCUCUGACAACACUGAAGACUCCGGCGAGCCCGUGAAUGUUGUGGGUUCUGGUGCCAUUGCUCUCUGGCUUGAGACGCCUGACAUCGGAGCUGCUGUAGCCAAGGCCGUGCUGGCCGGAGCUGUCUCUGAGGGAGAGAUAACAACUGGCGUUUUCUCUGACCCUGAGCAGCCUGUGGGGAAGGUCAGGGACCCUUUCGGCUUUCUCUGGUUCUUUACCAGCCAAGUUGCUAAGAAGGCAUCAGCUGAGUCGGAAGCUCCCGUCACCGUCUGAUCUGAUCUGAAGUUGACCCAAUCUCAUGAAGAUCCCACGGUUCCGGUGUAAUCUUUUGGUUUUUUGUUUGUUUUAAUCAAGUUGUGGGACCCUUUAUCUGGAGGAAAUGUGGACCCUUUAGCUGUUAGGUUUAGGCUGAUCCUAGGCGUAGCGUAGCUUGCCUUGAAUAUUUUGAACAAUUAAUCAUGGUCUCGGGUUAUUUUGAACAAAGGAAAUAUGAUAUGAUCAGUAUUAUCUUGUUUAGUGA